Molecule: messenger RNA, 5853 nt
Organism: Pocillopora damicornis (cauliflower coral)
Lineage: Eukaryota; Metazoa; Cnidaria; Anthozoa; Scleractinia; Pocilloporidae
Product: BLOC-2 complex member HPS5
Biological process (GO): developmental pigmentation
Cellular component (GO): cytoplasm
Molecular function (GO): protein binding
Source: RefSeq, a predicted model, not a curated record
AUGGCUGCUGCAGAGGUGAUUCGAUGGAGCACAGUUGUUGGAGAAUAUGGAGUUUUGCUAACCGAAAUGGGAUCCAUGGAAGAUCUGCAAACCCCAAUAAAGCCGUAUCCUCGUAUAAAGUACACAUGUAUGGCGGCUUCCAAAAAAUACAUAGCAAUGGGUUCUUCUACGGGGGCCAUAUAUAUAUUUGACAGGAAGACUCUGAAGCACAUCAGGUUUAUAAGUAACAAAGAUGGCCCUAUUCUUGCUGUCUGCUUCACUCAAAGCCGCAGUCUCUUGGGAGUUGCAACAAGUUCUGGUAUUGUCCUUGUCCUGCAAGUUAGUUCCAAACAUAGAGAAAAACCAAAGUUUAUCAGACGAUCAGAAGAGCAUAAGAAUACAACUGUGACUGCACUAUGCUGGGAUAAAGAUGAAUGUCGUCUUUUUGCUGGUGAUGUUAAUGGUGUUGUGAGUGUCAUUCAUAUACCAGUGGUAAGUAAGAUGCCACAUUCAGUAAACAAAGGCUUUCCUCUGCUACAUACGUCUGGUAUUGUAGCCAAGGCCCAAACUGUUAUUGUUCAGCUGGACUGUAUUAAUGAUAAACUUCUUGUGUCCACCAUGACCAAAACUGCUGUUGUUGAUCUGAAAAGUUUGGAUUGUGUGCCAGUUGGGGUCAAACUAAGGGAUGGUUUAUAUGGAAGUUGUUUCUUUAAAGAAGAGAACUCUGACAGUCCUACUGUGUACUCAGCACGUCCUGGGUCAAGAUUGUGGGAGGCCAGCAUGGAUGGUCAAGUCAUGGCCACCCAACAGUACAAGAAACUUCUGGGUUCACCUCCAGUGCCAAUACUUGGUUAUAGUCAUGGUGAUGAUGAGCCAAUAGAUGAAGAAGAGUUUCCUCCACAGUCUGUAAAUUUUGCUAAGCUGCUGCUUGUAAGAAGUCGGUUCCUUGUCACAUGGCAUGGAUCAUCACUGUAUAUCAUGGAUCCAAUCCUUGGGCAGUUGGUGGCUUGGUACAAUAUUAACACAGUGGUCCAGGAUCUUGUGUGCAUUGGACGGGAAUUCUACGUGUAUGAUGCAGAAGAUUGUGUCAAAUGGUUUGCCCUUCUUUCUGUGAAAGAGUGCAUAUCUAGACUGCAUGAAAUGGGAGAAAUCAGACAGUGUUUAAAGGUUGUGCUUGACUGCAAGCAUUUCAUCAUUCCCGGAUCAGCAAGAGAUGUGGUUCCAGUUUCUUUGGUCACAAAUCUCAAAGAGAGCUUAAGCGAAGAAGACAUGGAAAACAAGGAUCAAAUUGCUGAGCUGGAAGAACUCGAGCGUGGUAUGGAGCCUGCAACAGACGAGAAUGUCAAUUUACCAGAUUUCCAUGGUAACACCAGCCUGACUGCCAGUCCUGACACACUGAGUGUGUGCAGUGAUGCAUUAACUGAUGAUCUGGAGCCCAAUGGGAGGAUGGCGGAAAUAGGACAAGAAGAUGACUACUCGCCAAACAAUAAGUGCGACGAUGAUGGGUCAGAAGUUAAAGGUGCUCUGCACAGGAAGCUUAUGAAACAGUGGAGCGGGAAUAUCUCAUUGGAGGGUAUGCUGAUAUCAGCUGCCGCCGCAGCCAAAAAGUUUACCUCAGAGCGUCAGAAAGGAAAUCUCAAACUGAGCAGUGAGUCACAAAGUGAUGCCGUUGAGUUCAAGAGUGAGACUGCCUCGGACCCUAGCGCUGGUCAACCGAAUGAACUGCCGGAUAUUCAAGAAGUCGUCCGUGAAGAGGAGAGUCCUCGACUUCAAAAGAAAAGUCUCGAGCAGAGUCCAUGUCACUCUGAUGACAGUGAAUCAAGACAGUCAGGAAAUGAGGGAGCAGUAGUGGAAGAAGAGGUCUUUGAAAAACGGGAAAGGCGAGAAAAGAAGAAGAAAAAGAAAAGAGUUGUCACAGUUGAUAUCGAUUCACCUCAACUGAAACAAGAGGUCUCGCUGGGCAGUCCCAUCCCCCUUGUGCGGAGCGCAUCUUUUCGUGGUACUUAUUCUCCAACUGAGGAUGCGGAGGUAAGGAGCAGACUUUUAUCAGAGCCUGAAAAGCUAGUCACUAGCCCCGCACAAUCAGAACUUCCUCCCGCCAUCCCAGCCAUGUUGUCAAAAGCUAAAGGCUUGCUGAAAAAGAAACUGAAAGUUCCAUCAGAGGAUUCCUUUAGUUUACCCUCUCCUACCCCACCCAUGGAGGAAGAAACCAUCAGCAAAAGAGAGGAAGAAGUAGACUCGGAGGAGAUGGAAUGCCCACCGGAAGUCGUGGAGCUUAUUCGGAGUUCAACGAAGACUCGGAAUGAAGUCAAGAAUCCAGUGGUGCUAUUCAGUAUCAGUAGUCUUCGUAAAGUUCUGGAAGAAUGGGUCCCUAAACUACAUGCGGCCAUGAAGAGCUGUCAUGAGUUCAACAAGAACAUUGAUAAGAACAACACUAAGGUUGAUUUAAAGUUGUUUCUCGAUGAACCUGCGUUUGGCGAUGUCGCUCACCUAACAAGAAUGUGUUUUGACUGUGGUGUAUUUGGAGUAGAAGGUAUGGUAUGCUUGGAAGACCUGUCCCAUGAAGUUUUGUGUAGCGACGAAAAGACCAUGCCUAAUGGCCCGUUGGCGGUUCAAGAUGGUGCAGAGAUUAUUGAUGAGAAAAACUUAAAGAAUGGAGGCAUUCGUCCUUUGCUACACAACUCUUUGGAAACCGUAUCGGAACGUAUGACUAAUGGUUUUAAUGGUGUCUAUGACGCUGGCCAAUCAACUCAAGCUGGUAAAACCACCGUGAGUGACUUGAAAUCUAUUUCCUCAAAUAGCACAGAUGUUCAAGAAGUAAGCGUCAAGGUUGAAAUUUCAAACAGCGAUACUAAAGAAGCAUUUCAGACUUUGCCUAUGGACAAACACAGUUCUGGAGAGGACAAGUUAAUCUUGUCAACGAAUAAAAGAUGCAACGAGGCAUUACCUAACAGCACAAUGAACGGAGACUUCUCUAAUGGAGAAGGAACUCAUGGCCCUUCUUUCUCACAAAAAGAGCAAGGUAUUUUCAGUUCAGCUAAGGACCGUAUGCUCGUUUGUUUGCAGUGUAAGGAGGGAACUGCAUUCUCUCGGAUUCCCCAUGAAAAUGCCGAAAGCCAACGCUCUGAACAGCGAGAAAAUGACACUAUUAGGUCAAAAUUCUUAUCUUACUAUUUCUUUCUGCUGAAUGUGAAGCAGUUACGACGGACGCUGUUUAUGAGCAAGGGCGAUAGACGAACAACAUGGAGAGCUUUUAUAGAUGGCAUGUCUGGUCUGGUAACGACUGAUGACGUGAUUGUUAAGUAUUUGAAGGACGGCGAUCCACGGCGAGCACUUCAUGAAUUGCAUGAUGGGAUGGAGGCUUACUCUAGCAUUCUACUGUAUCAUUUAACUCGCUUGUAUGAAUACGAUCGCCGUGAAACAAUGAUCACGUGCGCGAGAAUGUUUCCUGAUGUGCAACCGUGGGAGGUGAUGGAGAUAUGCCGGCAGAACAGUGGUCUGUGUUUUGAAGUCAGAUCAGAUGAUUUUGUGUUUUAUGUGGAACAACUGAUGAGAUGGCGGGCUGAGGUUGGAAUUACCAAAGAACAAACUGUCAGUAAGAUUUGUGAGGAUGUAGGAGUCGCCGUGUGGUGGUUCCACUGCUCACUUGUUGUAGAUUCUUCAAGAGACGGAAUACAUUGUCAACACUGUGGGAACCCAAGACCGGGAUCGCACAUGAUUCCGUGGCAGAAAGCCGAUCAUCUACAACAACUGAUUGACUUUCUCCUUCAGGAAGAUCCAAAGGAAUGUAACGAUUUCAUGGAUUUGUGUUUGAAACAUGGAUAUUGGGUUGGUCUGACCCGCUUGUGUGUGCGGAAAAAUCUUAGACAAGACGCCUUGAAACUGGUCUUCUCGCUAGGUGACUUGAACCUUAUCAAGGACACUCAGCCAUGGGGAAGUCUCCCGAAAUCACUAGAUGAAUGGAAGUACCUCUUAGAAUUGCUUUUAUCACGUGAUGGAAAUAGCGACAAGUCUCAUGCUUGUCCGCACUCGUGCAUGCCGCUGUCGCUUACUGAUUGGACGCCUAACUUGACGUGGAGUAACGUCAUUAACCUGAUGCUUGAACGGCUUGGUGCUGGACACACUGUUAACUUACUGCAGGCUCUACCACGUGACACACCACUCCUUACUACAGAUUUCUACUACUCGUGUUUAUUGGGAGCCGUUAUUGAAAGAAGGCAAAGGACGUUGAUUCACGAACUGCUCAAAAAGCUGGACUCUUAUCUGUGGUCACAAAGAAGUGGCUCCUUGGCGCCUAAGUUAAACAGUUUCCGUAAAGAAGAAGAAACGUAUGGUCCAAAAAGUAAGGAAGACGUAAAUCCACCACUAGAAUCCAUGGAACAAUUCAGGACACUUGAGGAUGGAGCUUCAAACUGGGGACAAAAUAUUCGCCUGUCAGACGGUGAAUGCUUGGUGUGUUCGCUGAAACUCUGUGAGCAGAUUUCGACCAGUAAUCAAGGACUGCUUUUAUUUGAAUGUGGUCAUAUUUUCCAUAAACACUGUGUCCCAGAGGCGGCCUGCAUACUUUGCUUUCAACAAAACCUUACCACUAUUGGGUAAAAGGACUGUGAACUAGGCAAGGAAUCUGCUACGUGGCCAGGCCAAUUUAUUAUCUUUGUACAAUUCAGUUGUCGCUUUCAAAAUCAUCGUUUCAGUUCGAUUUGAAAUCUUACGGUUGAUUUUAGACCUUAAAUUGUUAAACACAUAAGAAAGAAGGAAAAGAAAGUGGUUCACCCGACAGGAUAAUUAUUAUCAAAAUUUAAACAAUAAUUUUUUGCUGUUUGAGGACGGAGAAUUUCUUUAGAAGAUAGGCGCUGUAGUUUUAUAGUUCUAUAGUAACGAAAGAACAUUAAUUAAAUUCCGGGAAAAUAAAACUCAUAUAAUGAACGCUUAAAUUACUGGUAAGAAAUGUUCACAAAUUAAUAAAUGACAGUUUUAUUUAUUUUAUACAAAUCACAGACAUAUAUACGUAUAGGCCAGAUGGAAAAUUAUAUUCUAUUUUUGGAGGAAAAAAACCCACCUCCAAUUUGAUAAUUUGAUUUGUUAAUUGCUACAGAGGUCUAUUGGAAUGAAAACUAUUGAGUUGAGAAACUGUUUUUUAACCUUCCACAAACUCCCACGAAGGAAAUAGACAGAAUUUCUUCUUAAAAUAUAAAUAAAAAAUCAACAGACAAAUGAUGAGAAUAAAGAAAAAUAUCAAUUACGAGGUUAUUUGUUGAUCCAAUAGCAAAUUCGCCAAAAUAAUAUUCUAAGAAUUGUAUGGCAGACAGUAAGGAGAAUUACUUAUGAGAUCUUGGGAGUGAAAGGGUAUGGCAGUUUAGUCUAUACCAAUGCGAUGCAACCUGCGCGAGAAAUUAUUUCAUGUAAUUGCCAACAUGUGCAGAAGAAGUCAGUUUUUUUCAAGAAAUAGUUAUUCAGCAUUGCGUCAGUCUUAACGGUAAGUAAAACUUGAUACUAGUCUGUGCCACACUUGUUACAAACAAACCUUUACAAGCCAUGUUCAGUUUCUCAAGUUUUUCACGCAACAUGUGUUGCAUCCAAAUUGAUAGCAGGUCUAGCUGAUACAGUUUCACAUUGUAACUGUUCUUUCUGUUAUCUUUUGAAACUAGCCGUUGAAAAUAGAUAUCCAAUCAGAAAACAAACUAUAUUUAUUGGAGUACGAUUCUCUGUCCAUGUUUUACAUAGUCGUUAAAAAGUAAUCCUAGUGUCAUAAUCGAUUGCAAAAUCUCCAUGUACUUUAAAAUAAAGAAAUAAAUAUUGACAGAAGUGGUUCUUGGUAAUGAAAAGACAGUUGAUACAGAGAUUAUCUAUUAAAAACAACGUUUUUAUCUCCAU